This is a messenger RNA of Leptinotarsa decemlineata (Colorado potato beetle), 1907 nucleotides long. Its product is annotated as probable cytochrome P450 12a5, mitochondrial. NCBI's taxonomy places the organism in Eukaryota, Metazoa, Arthropoda, Insecta, Coleoptera, Chrysomelidae. The record is from RefSeq and is a predicted model, not a curated record. Gene Ontology annotation, molecular function: heme binding; oxidoreductase activity, acting on paired donors, with incorporation or reduction of molecular oxygen; iron ion binding.
AUGAAAUUAUCAUAUAUUAUAUGCCACUUAUCGCACAGUCUGCUUUUUAUACCAAUCACCACAAAAAUCCGUUCGCCAGUUUUUUCGGCUCACUUUCACUGCUAUGUUCACAAAAUACGCUUCGCGGUCCUUGCUGAGAACAAGCAAUACGAAAAAAUUCCCGGCCAAAAGCCGCUGACUAUUCUGGAGAAUUUGCUGAGGUUACUGCCUGUUGUUGGAAAACUACACAAGUCUCCCAUCUUGAAGAUGUUGAAUCGAUCCAGGAAACAAUAUGGGGAUGUGGUUGUUUCGAAUUCUAUACUUGGGAAACCAGACUCUGUAUAUAUUUAUAACGUUAAGGACAUUGAAAACGUUCUAAGGAAUUCAGGGACCUAUCCAGUGAGGAAAAUUUUAGAAAUUUUUGUACAUUAUCGAACAGUGGUGAGAAAAGACAUAUUUCAAGAUUUCGGAGGAAUUUUAACGGUACAAGGCGAAGAUUGGUUCAAAGUCAGAUCUAUAGUCAAUCCUAUUCUCAUGCAGUCAAAAGUCAUCCAUCAGUACAUGUCAAAGCUAGAAGGAGUAGCGAAUGAGCUAGUAGAAAAUAUGAGGCAUUUCUCAAGACUCAGCGAAAACCAUCAGAUGCCGGACGAUUUCGAGAACGAGCUAUACAAGUGGGCUCUGGAAUCAGUCGGUAUCAUGGCUCUCAAUAAGCAUUUCGGUUGUCUGGAUUUGACGACACCGCAAGAUUCCGAUCCGAAGAAACUAGUCAGUGCCAUUUUAGAUACGUUUGACCACUUGUAUCUUAUUGAAAUAACGCCACCGCUUUGGAAGUUAUUCAGUACGCCGUUAUACAAGAAAUUCGUCAAAAAUUUGGAUUUUAUAAAUAGCGUCAUUAUAAAAAGCAUCGACGAGGCCUUGGCUGAACCCAUCGACGACUCAAUACCAGAGCACCAGCUCAGUAUCCUUCACAGACUUGGGAAACGAGACAAAAAAGUAGCCUUCACCAUGGUGAUAGACAUGCUGAUUUCCGGAUUGGAUACGACCGGCAAAACCUUGGGGUCGAUACUCUACUUCCUAGCCAAGAAUCCGGAGAAGCAAGCCAAGCUACGGGAGGAGAUUCUCAAGGUUCUUCCUGAGAAAGACUCCGACAUUACAGCAGAGAGAUUGGAAAAGUUAUCAUACUUGAGAGCUGUAAUAAAGGAGUCCACCAGGAUUGCUCCUGCCGCUUUUGUAUCUUUCAGGACUACGGUGAAAGAUCUUGUUUUAGGAGGUUACCAGAUUCCCAAAGGGACUAAUGUAACGUUGGUAUCGAUUUGCACGUCGAAUUCUUCGGAACACUUUAAGGACCCAGAAAAAUUUAUGCCAGAACGUUGGCUGCGAGAAACAGAUGACGAAUACUCCUUCAAAAAGGUGAAUCCAUUCGCAAGUCUUCCAUUCGGAUACGGACCUAGAAAGUGUAUCGGCAUGAGAUUUGCCAAUUUGGAGCUGGAGUUGGCUCUCAUUAAGAUCAUAAGGAGUUUCGAGCUGUCCUGGGAACAUCCCGAUAUGGAGUUUGCUUCACAUUUGCUGUAUGGAAUAAGCAAUCCACUGAAACUUACUGUAAAAGAAGUGACGAAAUGAAAAACUUAUAAUGUGUACUACUUUGAAGUUUAUAAAAUCGGGGUAAUUUUGCUAUAUAAAGAAACACAAAUUUUAGAUAUAAGACAAUUAUUCAUCCUUCAGAUAGGAUGCCAGCUAUACAAGAACAAAACUGAACAUGACACUCCAAACCAUCCGUAUGCAACGAGAAAAAGGCAACACCAUUGUAUACCACUGGUUGCCAAAUCUAUAGGACAGAGAAGCUAUCGGUAUCUAGCUCCCAAACUAUUAAAUUAUUUACCAAAAGAAAUUACAUAUGAAACUUCUCUGAAACGCUUCAGAAAACAAUU